Messenger RNA from Priapulus caudatus, 1453 nucleotides. RefSeq lists its product as uncharacterized. The coding region runs from base 504 to 1442 and encodes 312 amino acids. NCBI's taxonomy places the organism in Eukaryota, Metazoa, Priapulida, Priapulimorpha, Priapulimorphida, Priapulidae. The record is from RefSeq and is a predicted model, not a curated record. The transcript is spliced from 9 exons.
ACUACACAACAACAGUCGCACCCCUAGAAGACACAAUAACAACAACAACAACAACAACAACAACAACAACAUCAUCAACAAUAAACAUAAUAGCAACUACCCUACCGUCAAUAGAAACGACGAUAACACAGGGCAGCAGAACAGAAGCAACCACUCCUGGCCACACCUUGCCACCAUCAAUUUCAAAGGACACGACGACCGUGGACACGAAUGACGCUAAAACAUCAGCAGCAGCAUCAUACGACUCAACAAUAAUAGCACACGGAGAUGAAACAACUACAGAAACAGCUACAGGUGACACGACGGCAUCAACAACAACCGAUGGUGCGAGUUUAACAACUGAAUCAACUGCUCGAACAACGGGACAUACUUCUAUAAACACGAGCUCAUCUUUGGAGCUGACUUCACCUACGAUACCAGACACAGAAGAUUCUACGACGACAAAAAGUACAACGUUAUUACCGUCAUCAAUAGAGCCUACCCUCAACACUAGUCUGGAGUAUAUGCCCUACUGGAUACACACAGAAAUCCUCGUCCCAUUCGAGGAAGAGGUGCACACCGCGGCGUUUCAGCUACGCAUGGAAGAGCGAUUGGCUCGAGCCUACCACAAGGCUCUCCGGAAGAGGACGAAGCGGUCGAGACGUGUUAUUGGCGCCAGGUUCCGACGCGCUGCUCACUACAAAGAAACUGCUGUGCAGAAAUCAAAUAGUACAGGUGAACAAGAACCUAGCAACGAUAUCCAUAUGGUCAACACAGUGAGGCAUACAGGAGAGCAGCGGGUCACGCUCGUAUAUCACGUGGAGCUGCAAGGGAAGCCAGUUCUCGCCAAGGAUGCUGUGGCCACGAUGAAUCGACUCGAUAUUCAACAGCUGGCCAUAAUUCUAGGAUACGUGGUUGUCCUGCUUGCCGAACCAUUUACCGUGGAGAGUGAGCCCGAACGAGAUGAGCCGCAGUAUUGGUUGAUUGGAGUCAUUGUAGGCGCAGUCGUGGCUCUUGCUUUCAUCAUCUGGUGCUCUCUUUUCAUCUACUACAAGUGCCUAAAGCCACAUCCCGCAGAAGAGCCUGGCCAACCGCACCUCGUGUCCAUUAAAAAUAAACGCUAUUAUGUGCAGGAUAUCGGCAUAGACAAUCCGGCGAGAGAUGUCGAAAACCAGCUUGUGCCUCGAUCACCGCCGCAGCUACGCAGUAGGGCGCACUACGACGUAUCGGCUACUCCUGUCCUAUCGGGAAAGAUCGCCAAAAACUACAUAGAUGGCGUGCGUCUUGGCCUUUCAGAGAAGGAACAUAUUAUUGACUCCGCCUACGAUGAUGCCGGCACCUCUGGAGACACCAGCUCCGAACAUCACGAGACAAAGCCAACAGCGACUUCCGAGAUUACACAUGAAGUGGACAAAAGUGAAGGAGAAAAUGAAGAAGAUUGGCAUACACGCGCGAAGACAUAAGAUUGGGAGUA